CGCCACCUCCAAAUCUACCCCACGAAACCCAGCAUCCACAAGACGUGCCCCUCUCCCGUCUCCAUCCUCGCCCACUCGCAAAUCGCCCAGCUCGACCCCACCGGCGCCCGCACCCGCCUCUUCUCGCUGCAAAACCCCGAGUGCGCCCGCGUCGGCGACAUCCUCCUCGUGCGCCAGCGCACCGGCGACCCCUUCGCCGGCGUGUGCAUCAGCAUCCGCCGCCGGGGCGUCGACACGGCCAUCCUGCUGCGCGGCCAGCUCACGCGCGUCGGCGUCGAGAUGUGGUUCAAGAUUUACAGUCCGUUGGUGGAGGGCAUUGAGGUGGUGCAGAGGGCGCAGAAGAGGGCGAGGCGCGCGCGGUUGACGUAUAUGCGCAAGGCGAAGCAUGAUAGGGGGAGUGUGGAGAAUGUGGUGCGCGUGUAUCUGAGGCAGAAGGCGGCGUUGGGGUCGGCCGAGGGGAAGAAGAAG
Molecule: messenger RNA, 468 nt
Organism: Westerdykella ornata
Lineage: Eukaryota; Fungi; Ascomycota; Dothideomycetes; Pleosporales; Sporormiaceae
Exons: 1
Biological process (GO): translation
Cellular component (GO): mitochondrial large ribosomal subunit; ribosome
Molecular function (GO): structural constituent of ribosome
Source: RefSeq, a predicted model, not a curated record